UCAGCACUGACCAUGCUAACUAGUAAGCGCUACACAGGAUACCUUCUUCGACACUGUCAAUCCUUGACAUCGUGACUCCAAUCAGCCGCAUGAUCAUGCACAUGCUUAAGCUAUUAUUCCCAUGAUUAUUUUCGCAAUCUUUGUCACCGCUAUCGCUGUCCAACAGUCAAUAUCUCCCCGACUGAGAUACCAGGGGCCUAUAUAAAGCAUAAUUUUAAAUUUCUCUUCUCCAGACAAGGAGAAAGCCUCUGAGGGUGAUAUUGGUUCGGCGGAGCGCGCAAGUAGCAUUAAUGACAGCUAUACACCACCACCAGACUUCAGACUUCACCGAGAGCUUAAAAAUCGACAUGUUGCAAUGAUAAGCAUUGGCGGCGUGAUUGGCACAGGACUGUUCCUCGGGACUGCAUCAGCACUCAUGAAUGGCGGUCCUCUGGGCCUUUUAUUAGGCUACAUAUUCAUUGGGUCUAUAUGUUACUGUGUGAUGGUCACAAUCGGAGAGAUGAUCUCCUACCUCCCAGUUGCCGGCGGCCAUAUCAAACUCGCCGAGCGCUUCGUUGAUCCGGCAUUCUCAUUUGCGUUGGGAUGGAAUCUAUGGUACAAUUGGACGGUGACAUUACCAGCCGAGUUGUCCGCGGCCGCUACCAUCAUCAAUUUCUGGCAUCCUGGUGUAAACAACGCGGUAUGGAUAACAAUGUGUCUCGUUGUUGCCAUCGGGAUUAACAUGAGUGGCGUUGGUGUGUAUGGUGAAACCGAAUUCAUGUUCGCCUCCAUCAAGGUUGUCACGAUUGUCGGUCUCAUCAUCUUGGGGAUUGUCCUUGACCUUGGUGGUGGCCCGAACCAUGAUCGUAUUGGAUUUCGCUACUGGAAGGACCCUGGCCCGUUUGUCCAAUUUUAUGGCAUAAGUGGCAUGACAGGCCGUUUUCUAGGCUGGUCUCGUGUAGUAACACAAGCUGCAUUCGCAUAUGCUGGGUCAGAAGUUGUGGCUAUGGCGGCUGCAGAAGCCAAGAACCCGCGUAGGAAUCUCCCCAAAGCCAUUCGUCGUGUUUACAUACGGCUCCUGCUAUUUUAUAUUGGCGGCGUCUUCGUUAUCGGUCUACUGGUACCUUCGAACAACCCCUUACUGAACGUAAAUUCUGAUAAUGCCUCUGCGUCUCCGUUUGUAAUUGCAAUUAACCAAGCUGGCAUCAAAGGAUUGCCCGCGGUGAUUAACGCCGCCUUACUGACAUCAGCCUGGUCCGCGGCUUCCAGUGACCUUUACAUUGCUUCCAGAGGCCUAUAUGGCCUCGCCGCCUCUGGUAAUGCCCCAAAAGUAUUCCUACGUACCUCGCGGUCCGGACUUCCCUAUGUCGCAGUAGCCACGUGUGCUUCUUUCUCCCUCCUCGCCUACAUGGCUGUCAGCACGAGCUCCGGAAUGGUCUUCACGUGGUUCUCUAGCAUGUGUGCCACUGCGGGCCUCACAACCUGGUUCGGCAUCGGUGUCAUAUAUCUGCGCUUCCGCAAAGGCUUCCUCACACAGGGACACAAGAUCAUCGAGCUCCCGUACUCCUCUCGGCUUCAGCCCUUCGCCGCCUGGUGGGCCGUCUGUGCAUCGCUUGUGACGCUGUUGUUCAGUGCAUGGGAAGUCUUCCUGAGAGAUAACUGGUCAACAGCAACGUUCAUGACCAAUUAUCUGCCCGUGAUGCUUUUCCCUGUUUUAUAUACCAUCGCCAAAAUCUGGAAGCGAGCCCCUCUAGUCAAACCAGACGAGAUGGACUUCCAUUCUGGCAUUGCGGAAAUCGAGGCAAUGACGUAUGCAGACGUGCGCCCAAGGAAUAUCGUAGAGGCAUUUUGGAUGUGGCUUAUGUAAUGAUUGCGUUCCUCGUUGACCGAUGUUGUAUUAAAAGCGAGCUUUUCCUAUGUCAUAAGCGCCUGCUUGUCAGCAUUUUGAUGGGGUCGUCAUUCCUUUGUCCCCAGUAGCUAAGACCCUUGUUGUGGCUACAGCAAUGUCUGCCCAUUGUCACUUGUUGCAGUAUGACUCUCAUUAGCACGAGAACUCGGCACGUGGAGACUGUCCGACAUUUCGCCACUCCAAGUGACUUACUAGGUCAGACAGCGUGGCCCAUGUCUCUUCGACUCACCUACAGGGCGGUUUCAUAAAACAUAUAAUCUCAUUACGGACAUACCCGCAGGUGCCCCAACACUUGUGGUACACGUUGUUUCGGGAACAUCCAC
This is a messenger RNA of Suillus subalutaceus, 2211 nucleotides long. RefSeq names its product amino acid permease/ SLC12A domain-containing protein. Gene Ontology annotation, cellular component: membrane. The transcript is spliced from 16 exons. Gene Ontology annotation, biological process: amino acid transmembrane transport. The record is from RefSeq and is a predicted model, not a curated record. Gene Ontology annotation, molecular function: amino acid transmembrane transporter activity. Bases 356 to 1846 code for a protein of 496 amino acids. Lineage: Eukaryota; Fungi; Basidiomycota; Agaricomycetes; Boletales; Suillaceae.